AUGACGCUAGAGGUGAUCCACCCGGCGAGGAUGCGUCCAGAAGCGAUGGCCGCACCUGUACUAGAAUUUGACUAUCUCAUCUGUGGAGACUGUGGCAAAGAAUUCAUGGAUUCCUACCUUAUGCAGCACUUUGAUUGGGCAACAUGUGAUAAUUGCAGAGAUGCUGAAGAUAAACAUAAGCUUAUAACAAGGACAGAAGCAAAAGAAGAGUAUCUUCUUAAAGACUGUGACUUAGACAAGAGGGAACCGGUGCUCAGAUUCAUUGUGAAGAAAAACCCUCAUAAUUCACGAUGGGGUGACAUGAAACUUUAUUUAAAACUACAGGUAAUCAAGCGUUCUCUUGAAGUCUGGGGUAGUGAAGAAUCAUUGCAAGAAGCAAAGGAACUCCGCCGUGACAGCAGAGAGAAGAUGAAACAGAAGAAGUUUGAUAAGAAAGUUAAAGAACUCCGCCGUGCCGUGAGGAGUAGUUUGUGGAAGAAAGAAGCUAGCAUACACGAACAUGAGUAUGGACCAGAAGAAAACAUUGAUGAAGAUACAUAUAAAAAGACAUGUACUGUAUGUGGCCAGGAAUUAACUUAUGAGAAAAUGUAGUGUUAAUCUGUUGUUUUGGUUUUUCUUUUUCAAAUUUCAUUAUCUUUUAAAUGGUAUUUUGUAUCCAAGUCAAAUAAAUGCUAAUUACGAACAAUCUGUUGCCA
This is a messenger RNA of Phaethon lepturus (White-tailed tropicbird), 695 nucleotides long. It is a transcript of the gene XPA, whose product is annotated as xeroderma pigmentosum, complementation group A. Gene Ontology annotation, biological process: base-excision repair; UV-damage excision repair; nucleotide-excision repair involved in interstrand cross-link repair. The record is from RefSeq and is a predicted model, not a curated record. Gene Ontology annotation, cellular component: nucleotide-excision repair factor 1 complex. The transcript is spliced from 5 exons. Lineage: Eukaryota; Metazoa; Chordata; Aves; Phaethontiformes; Phaethontidae. The coding region runs from base 1 to 591 and encodes 196 amino acids. Gene Ontology annotation, molecular function: damaged DNA binding.